AUGGACAGCUCCACAAAUAGCUCUACAGGGCGAAUCUUUGAUGAGAGGCUGGCAGAGAAGAUCCCGACCAUACCAGAGGCAUCACCGCUGCCAAAUCAGCUUACCGUCGAUACCAAGUCUGCUGUUCGCAAUAAAACCUCCGAUUCAUCACUUGCGCGUGCAAAUGGUCAUACAACGGAAGAACUCGCGAACUCCCAACACUUCCCCCUACGAUCUCUACCUCCCUGGAUUCGGUCGGUUGAUGAGCCGGAAGAGGACGGAGAUGAAGCUACGGCAACUGAUCGCUUACUUCCUGCCCAACCAAACGGCGCAUUUGUCGCUCAGCACAACCACUCGCCCUCAUCGUCCAAGACCCAACCUAAUCAUGCAACCACCAACGGUCUGUUUGAGGAGGAAUCCCCAUUCCUUAACCGUGAAUCGCGCUGGGUGACAUUCUCACGAGCCAUCCAAUACCCCGCCGGGACCGGUAGAGAGGGACAGCAUGUCACAUCAGAAUGGCUGAACGAGAAUCACGGUGAUUACUUGCAACCAUGGCGAGGAAAGCACUUGGAGGGCGAUAGUCCGGAGUAUCCACUACACAGCGGAGCCCGAAGGGAUGUCUGGAUCAAGCGUUUUAAUAACAAGAUUCUGCGAAGCCCGAUGAUACCCUUGAUUCUUCGAAUGACUGUUUGGUGCUUCUCACUGUCUGCACUGGCUCUGGGUGGAUCGAUUCAGCACAUGGCUGACCAAGGGAAUCGCUCUCUUGGCCCAUCGGCAUUGAUGGCAAUCAUCGUCGAUGCAGUCGCUCUGGUUUACCUCUUAUAUAUCACCUUCGACGAAUACACGUCAAAACCCUUGGGUUUGCGCUCUCCCUCGGCUAAAGUACGCCUUCUCCUCUUGGAUAUAUUCUUCAUCGUUUUCGAUUCUGCCAAUCUUAGUUUGGCAUUUGCUUCACUUUCUGAGGUGACAGGAUCUUGCACCGAAGCGGAGGUCAACCAAGUGGUCGAUCCUCGAAAUGAUGGUAUAUGUGUGCGACAGAAGGCACUUGCUUCCGUACUUUUGGUUGCGCUCUUGGCUUGGCUCAUGACAUUUUCGAUUAGUGUUCUCCGGCUUGUCGAAAGGGUGACACAGUGA
Messenger RNA from Penicillium vulpinum, 1113 nucleotides. RefSeq names its product phospholipase D regulator. The record is from RefSeq and is a predicted model, not a curated record. The coding region runs from base 1 to 1113 and encodes 370 amino acids. Gene Ontology annotation, biological process: positive regulation of catalytic activity. NCBI's taxonomy places the organism in Eukaryota, Fungi, Ascomycota, Eurotiomycetes, Eurotiales, Aspergillaceae. The transcript is spliced from 3 exons. Gene Ontology annotation, cellular component: fungal-type vacuole; cell periphery.